Impatiens glandulifera is the source of this 1830-nucleotide messenger RNA. RefSeq names its product inositol-tetrakisphosphate 1-kinase 3-like. The transcript has 10 exons. Bases 370 to 1389 code for a protein of 339 amino acids. Gene Ontology annotation, molecular function: magnesium ion binding; inositol-1,3,4-trisphosphate 5-kinase activity; inositol-1,3,4-trisphosphate 6-kinase activity. Gene Ontology annotation, biological process: inositol trisphosphate metabolic process. Lineage: Eukaryota; Viridiplantae; Streptophyta; Magnoliopsida; Ericales; Balsaminaceae. Gene Ontology annotation, cellular component: cytoplasm. The record is from RefSeq and is a predicted model, not a curated record.
AACAUUCAUUUGUCGGAUUAUUCCUCAGCGCGCGCUCUCUCUCUAUCUCCAUCUGUAACCGACUCUUGUUCUUCGCCUUCUCCUUCGCCAGAUGUCCGACAGCCGAUAAAUCUUCCCAAGGAUACAUCAGCUUCACGCCCUUAGGGUCCCCAUUUCUUCCCUGCUCGCCUGAUUCGUUCUUCCUUCUUUUCAGGAUCACUGACUCCAUAAAUUGUUUUGUAUUCUGCGAUUUCAUCCCCCCUCUCUCUCUCUCUCAUUCUCUUCCUCCCCUUCCUUUCCUUUCGCCAUAACUUUCCCGAUUUGUUUUUGGGUCGUCAGAUUUAAGUUUGUGGACAAACCUUUUCUUUAUAUUUCCUACGUACAAAAAGGAUGAGGUUUAGGGAUGAAGAUGAGAGAGAUGAACAUAUGCUAUCAAUGGGAAACAACCCUCUUACACCCCAGCCGAUGAGAGUGGUUGGAUACGCUCUCACGUCAAAGAAGACUAAGAGUUUUUUACAGCCCAAACUUGAACUUCUUGCUAGGGAUAAGGGAAUAUUGUUUGUUCCCAUUGACCAAAGCAGGCCACUUUCAGAGCAGGGUCCUUUUGACAUAGUCUUGCAUAAGCUAACUGGAAAGGAAUGGCGACAGAUUCUCGAGGAUUACCGGCAAACACAUCCAGAAGUUACAGUUCUCGAUCCUCCAGAUGCCAUACAGCAUGUAUACAAUCGCCAAUUUAUGCUUCAGGAUGUUGCUGAUCUGAACUUGUCUGAUGCAUAUGGCACAGUCGGUGUGCCAAAGCAAUUGGUUAUAAAGAAGGAUCCGUCAUCCAUUCCUGAUGCAGUAUACAGAGCUGGAUUGACAUUGCCUCUUGUUGCGAAACCAUUGGUUGCGAAGUCACAUGAACUGUCUCUAGCUUAUGAUAGAUGCUCGCUCCAAAAACUUGAACCUCCACUUGUUCUACAAGAAUUCGUGAACCAUGGAGGUGUGCUGUUUAAAGUUUAUGUUGUUGGUGAAGCCAUCAAAGUUGUCAGACGAUUUUCUCUGCCUGAUGUGAGUAAGCGUGAACUAUCGAAAUCUGCGGGUGUAUUCCGAUUUCCAAGGGUUUCUUGUGCUGCUGCAUCAGCUGAUGAUGCUGAUUUAGAUCCUUCAAUUGCUGAGCUUCCUCCAAGACCAUUGCUCGAAAGGCUUGCUAGGGAACUGCGUCGUCGAUUGGGCCUUCGGCUAUUCAAUUUGGAUAUGAUCAGGGAGCAUGGAGCACGAGACCGUUUCUUUGUCAUUGAUAUCAACUACUUCCCUGGGUAUGGAAAAAUGCCAGAGUAUGAACACAUUUUCACGGAUUUCCUACUGACCCUGGGAGAGAGUAAGUAUAAGAAACUUACUUCAAAGCCAGUUGAAGAGCCUCUGGGCUAAAAAAACAAAGAUUGAGACCAACUGCCAAGCAACUGCAUUCAUUUCUUCGAAAAUAAAAACACAAAGCUUCAAUGUUGAAAGUGAACAAAAUCAUGUUGUGCGCAAUUGGUUCCUAAAACGGGCAAGGAGAAGUUACAACCAUCAACAUCAUCUGGUAUAUAGCUUACGCCAGUCUGUUUAACCGCCUCUGAUUGCUUAAGGAUGAUUAGCCACCCUGUAAAUAAUGGGUAGUUGAUAAUUUUUUUUAUGUGCUCUUGUUUCCGUUAAUGAAUUUUCUUUAUUGACUUUGGUAACAGGUCGGAGGAUGUUAUGGAUCUUGUAAAUUCUUUUGAAAAACUAUGCAAAUAAACGCCCCUGACUAUGUUAUUCUCUUUGUUUUACAUUAUUAUUAUUGUUAGGAAUUUGAAAUGGGAUAUAAUCAUCUUUGAACUUUACUCUUUA